Closterium sp. NIES-65 is the source of this 1113-nucleotide messenger RNA. NCBI's taxonomy places the organism in Eukaryota, Viridiplantae, Streptophyta, Zygnematophyceae, Desmidiales, Closteriaceae. The record is from the annotation of a GenBank genome assembly.
AUGCUCGUCGCACAAGGGUGGGCGAUCGCUCCCUGCCGUCGCAGCCAUGGUCGUCGCGAGCGCCCGUCCGACAUCAUGCUGCGCUCCGCGCCAUCGCCUAGAAACCAAUCCUUAGUCGCGCGCUCGCGGUCCAACUUGUCGCACGGCGUCGCGACGUUGAGCCGGUCGCAGCGAUCCAGCUUGCGAGCAGCCAGCGUCGUCGUCGCGCUCCUCGCGCUGCUCGCGCUCGCCUUGCCCUCUCCCUGCGCCGCGCGGCGACCGCUCGGCUUUAAAGUGCAUCUACCGCCGAUUGGCGUAGAGAAGAAAGGGGGUGGAAACAAGGGUGGAGGGAACAAGGGCGUUGGGAACAAAGGAGGGGGGAACAACGGCGGGGGGAACAACGGCGGGGGGAACAACGGCGGGGGAAACAACGGCGGGGGAAACAACGGAGGGGGGAACAACGGGGGCGGAGGCAAGGGUGGGGGGGACAACAGGGGGAAUAAAGGCGGCCCUGUGAAGGGCAUCGGGCUUCAACCCUUAUCGUGUUACUUCGCCACCAAGGCGUGCGACUUCGUGUUCAACCGGUCGGCGUCGCUGGCGCCCAUCCUGCCGCUCGUCGCCAUGCGCCCCGACCAGCCCAUCUCCGCCGCCAUCCUCCACAAGGCGGGCAGUCGCCCCGUGGUGUCCGCGUCUCUGCAGACCUGCCGCGCCCUCAACACCCUUGCUCUGCGCCUGCCGUCGUGUCCGGCCUUCUCCUUGGUCUCCCCAUCUGCUUCCAGCAAUGGCGUGCGCAUCGCCGGCAAGGCCCUCUCGCUGCUGCAGCUCGCUCAAUACAGUGGGGCGUGCUUCACACUCGAGUUUGCCCAGAUGAUGGUCAAGCUGGGCAGUGGCCCACGUGGCAUGACGCGAUUGGUCCGUGGCGAUGGCAAUGCGGAGUUCCCUGAGGUCAGUGCCCUAUGCUGCCCAUUUUAUCGCCCCUUCAUUGCCCCCUCCGCUUCCCCCUCCAUUGCCCCGCACGCUGCCUCCUCCGCCCCUACCCAUUGCUCCCCUCGUGACCCAUGCUGUCAAAACCUGGAGCAUCGUGCUUUCUUAAUCGCCGCUGUAUUGUCUUCCGCGCUCUCUGAAGCCGACUGA